AUGGGUUUGCUCCGAACAUUGUAUUUGAAAGUCGGAGGCCGAUAUAUGAUCACUUACAAUUUGGAUACAAGCGACGGCCUCACGAACGGUGCAACAGGCCAGCUGGUCAGAAUUGAUAUGGGUUCCCAAAAUCCAGAGCGAAAUCGACAAACUGGUUCGGGAAAACCGUUGCGAGUGUGGAUC
Messenger RNA from Gongylonema pulchrum, 183 nucleotides. NCBI's taxonomy places the organism in Eukaryota, Metazoa, Nematoda, Chromadorea, Rhabditida, Gongylonematidae. The record is from the annotation of a GenBank genome assembly.